Molecule: messenger RNA, 1150 nt
Organism: Saccoglossus kowalevskii
Lineage: Eukaryota; Metazoa; Hemichordata; Enteropneusta; Harrimaniidae
Product: large ribosomal subunit protein uL2m-like
Biological process (GO): mitochondrial translation
Cellular component (GO): ribosome; mitochondrial large ribosomal subunit
Molecular function (GO): RNA binding; structural constituent of ribosome
Source: RefSeq, a predicted model, not a curated record
AUCAUGGCGGACGACAGGUAUUAAAUGUGGGUUUUGUACAUGUGAAUCGGCGUGCUCAAUUUCACAGCGAAAAAUAUAACCAGUGGCCCAGAUGUUGAGCUGACACGAUGGCACUGAGGACUUUGACUAACAUUUUUCAUGAACUUACUAUCUGUGGCAAUCCCCAGAUAUAUCAACAAGUUAUUAGAAAUGGCAUGAUAACAUCAUGGUUUCACACCUCAUCUAUUCUUGGAGGAGUUAACAAAUUCAGGAAUCCUGAUAAGUAUACUGUGAAACCAAUUGGAUUCAACAAAACUGGUGGAAGAGACCACACAGGCAGAAUAAGAACACAUGGACGUGGAGGUGGACGCAAACAGUGCUACCGUAUGAUGUGGUUUAAGCGUACUGGCCCCACAGAAGGUGCCCCCUUAGAAGAAAAAGUUAUAAAAAUUUUGUAUGAUCCUAAUAGAACAGCUAAGAUAGCUUUGAUAGCAGGUGGCAACCACAAACGUUACAUCACUGCCACUGUCAAUAUGAAACCUGGAGAUAUCAUCAAAACGUCUGGUCACAUAGGAAGAAUUGCAGUUUCUGCUUAUGAAGGCGAUGCGCAUCCCCUUGGUGCUUUGCCAAUUGGUACACUUGUCAAUUCUGUGGAGAUAUUUCCUGGACAUGGAGCCACCAUAGCCAGAGCUGCUGGUACAUGCUGUCAAAUAGUACGCAAAGCUGGAGGACAAGUGAUUGUACAGAUGCCGUCCAAGCAACAGAUUAGUGUCAGCGAGAGGUGCAUGGUAACUGUUGGCAGAGUCUCCAAUCCUGAUCACAAUAAGUUAAUUCUUGGAAAAGCUGGAGCUCUUCGUAAUUUAGGAUGGCGGCCUCAGAGUGGUUGGUGGCAAAGGAAAGGAGGCUGGGCGGGUAGGAAAAUAAGACCUCUCCCUCCCAUUAAAGUAUACCUUGAUCCAAAAAGGAAAGGAACACACAUUGAUUUAUAGGUCUCUUCCUGUCAUGUGACAUCAUCCAACCCAGUUCGUACCUAGAUGUGUGAGGAACAUUAACCAUUCGACCUUGUAUAUCUAAAGAUAUACACCGAAGCAUGAUGUUUUUUUUAAGCCUGUAGCACUGUACAGAACAUAUAUAAUUGUAUGUUGAAAUAAAAAAAUCAGUGUUACCUUUG